Ostrea edulis (European flat oyster) is the source of this 1125-nucleotide messenger RNA. RefSeq lists its product as uncharacterized. NCBI's taxonomy places the organism in Eukaryota, Metazoa, Mollusca, Bivalvia, Ostreida, Ostreidae. The coding region runs from base 467 to 799 and encodes 110 amino acids. The transcript has 3 exons. Gene Ontology annotation, molecular function: microtubule binding. The record is from RefSeq and is a predicted model, not a curated record.
CUAUUCACGAGAAAACGUUUCUAAAUAAAUAAAAAAGAAAAAGUAUGAGAUGUUUGAACUGGGGAUAGAAGGUGUAUUUAUAUACAACUUUCUUUAUCGUAUCACAUGUAAUGUAUACGCACGCUAGAUUGCACGUGCAUUCUACUGCACUCCCUAUAAAUAUGUGUAGGUUACAAAAGGGACCACAUCACCCCUUCAUAUUCUAUCUUCUCACCCAACCACUUCCCCUAUCAGAAAUCUUGGGGUAAGGUUUGGAAUGAUGUAGGGUUAUGUCUUGAAAUGAAUAGUGCACAAAACAGUUCAAUCUAUAAUUGAACCUUUAAAACCCUUUACAAACGAGAACACAAUCAAAUGGCUGCAUGAUUUAAAUACACAAGUAUCAAAAAACAAAGGACAUAGAACAAAAGAUCUUCGUGUGUGUUUCAUGCAAUACAAGCCUCAAUGUCAAGCCUUAACAGAGUAGAAAAUGGACAAGGAGCUGAAGAAAACAAGACGGUCGGAAAAAGACAAUAACGACUCAUUCAGGAAAUGGUUAAAACAGAAGAGAAAGCAACAAAAAUUUGACAGAAAAAUCGAGAGGUACAGAAUUGCCGAGGAAGGACAUGAUCACGUGAUACGGAGCCAGGAAGAUUGCACUCGAAUAUUCAAAGCGUGGUUGCGGAAAAAGGAUAAGGACAUUCGUCAGGAGAAGGAAGAAACGGAAAGAAGACUUAAACUACAGGCAAUGGUGCAAAAACGAAAGAAAGAGAUAGAGAAAAUGAAACUAGCACAUCUUCACGACAAGCCUUUCAUGUUAUGAUUUAUGAAAUUGACACAAAAUUAUUACAAACAGAAACAUUUGUGUAUGCUAAAAAUAGUUUGGAAAACGUAGUACCGAGCGAUACAGGAAAAUGGAAGCAGAGAUAAAACAACGCUACAUUGUUUUCAUAUCAAAAGGAAUUACAAAAUAUCAUUGCUUGUGUGGUAGACCAUCACAUGGAACAAACCAACCAAAACUAAUCUAACAAGAUUUUAUAAAUGUAUACAAAAUUUUGAUUAAUCUUUUAGAUCACUCAAGCAUAAAAUCGGUCAUUUCAUUAUUCAUUUCAAUAUCAUGGUGUUUACAUUAUAUUAUUCAUUAAUAUG